Magnolia sinica is the source of this 1553-nucleotide messenger RNA. Its product is annotated as mitochondrial uncoupling protein 5-like. Gene Ontology annotation, cellular component: mitochondrial membrane. Lineage: Eukaryota; Viridiplantae; Streptophyta; Magnoliopsida; Magnoliales; Magnoliaceae. The record is from RefSeq and is a predicted model, not a curated record. The transcript has a single exon. The coding region runs from base 370 to 1323 and encodes 317 amino acids. Gene Ontology annotation, molecular function: succinate transmembrane transporter activity; malate transmembrane transporter activity; oxaloacetate transmembrane transporter activity. Gene Ontology annotation, biological process: phosphate ion transmembrane transport; thiosulfate transport; oxaloacetate transport.
CCAGCCACAUCAUCUCGCAAUUUCUCCUCCUUCCGUUCUUUUCUUCCGAUCCCCAUCAUAUGUCUCAGAGGCCCAACGUUCCUCAUUCCUCUACCAUAGCUUUCGCUCUCCAUUCCCAUCUUUUCGUCUCCAGUGACAUGAAUCCCAAUUCCAACUGGUCUUUUUGAUCUCUCUAUCUCUCAUUCUUUCUCACAACACCCAAAUUAAAAAUCCAUAUAAGAAAGAAGAGAAAUUUCCUCCCUUCCAGGCUUCCUUUCAACACCCAAAUCAAAAACCCAUAUCAGAAAUAAGAGAAAUUUCCUCUCUUCCAAGCUUCCUAUCAACACCCAAAUCAAUACUCAUUUCAGAAAGAAAAGAAAUUUCCAAGACAUGGGUCUGAAAGCAUUCGUCGAAGGCGGCGUCGCCUCCAUCAUCGCCGGCUGCUCCACCCACCCUCUCGACCUACUCAAGGUCCGUCUGCAGCUCCAAGGAGAAAACUCAAUUCCAGCCCAGCCCAAUCUCCGCCCAGCUCUCGCCUUCCACACCACCACCGCCGGCGCCACCAUCCCGGCUCCUCCGCCGCCUCCCCGCGCCGGCCUGAUCUCGGUCGGCGUCCGCAUCGUCCGCACUGAGGGCGUCUCUGCCCUCUUCAACGGCGUCUCCGCCACAGUCCUCCGCCAGACCCUCUACUCCACCACCCGCAUGGGUAUCUACGACAUCCUCAAGACGCGCUGGACCGACCCCAACUCCGGCAGCAUCUCCCUCGUCCGCAAGAUCUCUGCUGGCCUCAUCGCCGGCGGCAUCGGCGCCGCCGUCGGCAACCCGGCCGACGUCGCCAUGGUCCGGAUGCAGGCCGACGGCCGCCUUCCCAUCGAUCAGCGCCGGAACUACCGCAGCGUGCUCGACGCCAUCGGCCGCAUGUCGAAGCAAGAAGGGGUCACGAGCCUGUGGCGUGGAUCGUCCCUGACCAUCAAUCGGGCGAUGAUCGUGACCGCGUCGCAGCUGGCGUCGUACGACCAGAUCAAGGAGACGAUCUUAAAGAAGGGCUAUAUGAAGGACGGGCUGGGGACGCACGUGACUGCGAGCUUUGCUGCUGGGUUCGUUGCGGCAGUCGCGUCGAAUCCGGUCGACGUUAUAAAGACAAGGGUCAUGAACAUGAAGGUCGAGGAAGGGGGGAAGGCCCCGUACGCCGGGGCGCUAGAUUGCGCCGUGAAGACAGUGCGCUCGGAAGGGGCGAUGGCCCUCUACAAGGGGUUCGUGCCGACGAUUUCGAGGCAGGGGCCUUUCACCGUCGUGCUGUUCGUGACGCUGGAGCAGGUCCGGAAGCUGCUUAAGGAUUUUUAAUUAUUGAUAUUAUCAUGAUAAUGACGAUAAUUAGUAGGAAGAAAUAUUCGUUUUUUUGUUUUGUUUUGUUUUAAGGCUCCUAAAUAUUUGGAAUGGCAAGAGAAUCUUUAUAUUUAUAUUUAGUACUUUCAUUUUUUAGUUUAUUCGUGGUGUUGUUGUGAGUGUUUGGGGAUGCAGAUGGUUUGUGUUGUGAAUUAUGAUGUGAUCUAAACCGUUGACAUGAUUUGUCC